This is a messenger RNA of Helianthus annuus (common sunflower), 1478 nucleotides long. RefSeq names its product serine/threonine-protein phosphatase PP2A catalytic subunit. Gene Ontology annotation, cellular component: cytosol. The transcript has 11 exons. Lineage: Eukaryota; Viridiplantae; Streptophyta; Magnoliopsida; Asterales; Asteraceae. The record is from RefSeq and is a predicted model, not a curated record. The coding region runs from base 197 to 1138 and encodes 313 amino acids. Gene Ontology annotation, biological process: mitotic cell cycle; peptidyl-serine dephosphorylation. Gene Ontology annotation, molecular function: protein serine/threonine phosphatase activity.
GAAAAAGGUCGUGGCUUUCAAAACAAAAUGGCAAAAUAAACAAAGGGUUUCGUUCUUUCUUUUUCGUUUCGUUUCAUUUCAUUUCAUCCCCCACUGUCUUCUUCACUCACUCAUUCAUUCCUUUUUGGGUUAUGUUUCAAUAAAAAAAAACCCACAAAUUUAAUUCCAAUAAAUCAACCUAAUUUCCCAUCAAGAUAUGAGCUUGGAUCCAGUUAUGCAGCGUGUUACUCACAAUGUUGAUGAACAUAUCUCGCAGCUCAUGGAGUGCAAACCCUUGUCUGAACAGGAGGUUAGGUCAUUAUGUGAUAAGGCGAAGGAGAUCCUGAUGCAAGAAAGCAACGUGCAGCCGGUUAAAAGCCCUGUCACAAUCUGCGGGGAUAUUCACGGGCAAUUUCACGAUCUUGCAGAGCUUUUUCGGAUCGGUGGGAAGUGUCCGGAUACAAAUUAUUUAUUCAUGGGAGAUUACGUUGAUCGUGGUUAUUACUCGGUUGAAACAGUGACGCUUUUGGUGGCCCUCAAAGUGCGUUAUCCACAAAGAAUUACUAUUUUACGAGGAAACCAUGAAAGUCGCCAGAUCACUCAAGUUUAUGGGUUUUACGAUGAAUGCUUAAGAAAAUACGGUAGUGCUAAUGUGUGGAAGACGUUUACCGAUCUAUUUGAUUAUUUCCCCCUAACUGCAUUGGUUGAAUCGGAAAUUUUUUGUCUUCAUGGUGGAUUAUCCCCUUCAAUCGAAACACUUGAUAGUAUAAGGAAUUUUGACCGCGUUCAAGAAGUGCCCCAUGAGGGGCCCAUGUGUGAUCUUUUAUGGUCCGAUCCCGAUGACCGUUGUGGUUGGGGUAUUUCACCUCGGGGUGCCGGAUAUACAUUUGGUCAAGAUAUAUCUGAGCAAUUUAAUCAUACAAACAGCUUAAAGCUAAUUGCUAGAGCACACCAGCUGGUUAUGGAAGGAUUUAACUGGGGUCACGAACAAAAGGUGGUGACAAUCUUUAGCGCACCUAAUUAUUGUUACCGUUGUGGGAAUAUGGCUUCGAUUCUUGAAGUAGACGAUUGCAAGGGUCACACUUUCAUUCAGUUUGAACCGGCCCCAAGGAGGGGAGAGCCGGACGUGACACGUAGGACACCGGAUUAUUUCCUAUGAUACUGACUUGGCCGUUCUCAUCCGACCAACAUGCGCCUAACCGCUCGUGGGAAAUAAGGAGGCCGAAAAUGGAAUAUAUGAAUAUUUAAAAUGUGGCAGUGAUGCUGGAGUUAAUUUGGUGCACAAACAUCAGUUUGGUCAUUUUCUGUUGUUUUUUUUUGUCUGUAGAGGGAAGGCAUAUAAAGUGUUUGUUCUUUAAUUGAUGUCUUUCCUUUUCUUGUUUUUUUUUUUUUUUUUUUUUUUUUUUUGAUGUUAUAAUUCUUUUUGACAUUAGUUAAGAAUACUCUAUUAAUUUGUUAUCAAGAUUCAUUUGAAAUUUAAUAUCUCAGUUACAUUUGUA